UGCUAGAAGGCAGGCGGGUCGCGCGAAUCAUCCAGCCAAGUUUUCAAAACAAGCUUGUUAUUUGAAAAAUCCACUGUGAAACGACAAAACAGUGCGUGUAAUUCAUAACAUCAGCUAUUACACUGUUAGCCCUUGUUAGUGGAACACUAUGGUGUGAUUGGAAGAUGUAGUUGUGUUGGUUAUGUGUUUAUUUGGAUUUUGGAGCAAGAUGAAGCUUUUUUAUUUGGUAGGUCUGGUUGCAGUAGCAGUCGAGGUUAAGGCAGUGCAAUUUCCAACAAAUCCUAAUUCAGAUGUAUCUGCAGACGAAAAAAGCAUACCUAAAAAGAACCAAACUAUAGACCAGUCUGAUGAAAGUGGUCAUGAAAACAAUAGCGAUAAUAGUGAAAAUGACGAAAGGGAUAAAAAGUUUUUGGAUUUUGCAAUGCGAACUGUACUAGACCCUAAUUCAGUUAUAGCAAAACCUAGUGACGAUGUUGUUGAGAAUUUUAAGCAACAAUUAGAAGAAUUAGAUCACGACAACAUGACAUUGCAUGUUUUUAUGGAAGAAAUGGAUAAUAUUAGUUUAGAAAUAUGUAAAACAUCACAACAAUCUCUUUGGUCAUAUGUAACGGAUAUAAAUAAUGAAAACAAAAAGAAAAAAAUGGUGAAGAUUGCCGCAGAAGAAGACGAAAUCAAGAAACAAUACUGGAACAUAAUAAAGAAGAAAUAUUUAGUUGAUACGAUGAUAGCAAAUGACACAAAACUGCAAAGAAAACUGCGAAUAAUUAAAGAAAGGGGAACAAAUGUACAGAUGCCCCAAAGUAAGCAACGAGAAGAAAUAGAUAUGAUGCAACGCAUAUGGAGUCGAGUGACGGUGUGUGCGUACAAUACUUCUUGUAACUUUGAGGAAAGCAUACGUUCUAUGAGUGAUAUCAUACAAAUUUUCAAAACAAGCAAUGACACAAAAGAACUUACAUUUUAUUGGAAAGCCUAUAGAGAUGCAACUGGGAGAAAAAUAAGGCCGAUAUUCAAGGAUUACGUCAUUAGAAUGAAUAGAGUUGCCGAAUCUGAAAACUUCACUGAUGCCGGAGAUAUGUGGCGAUAUGCCUUUGAAGAUGAUAAUUUUGUAGACACAGUAGAUCGUAUAUGGUAUGAAGUGAAACCUUUCUACGAUCUACUACAUGAUUAUGUUAGAAUAAAGCUAAAGCAGUUUUACAAUAACGAUAUAAAGGAUAAUGAUAAUACGAUUCCCGCUCAACUUUUGGGCAACUUAUGGGCUCAGGAGUGGCAGGCAGUUUAUUCAAAAGUGGCCGCUUAUCCAAACCGUAUGAGGCCACAUAUUUCUAAUAACGAGAGUUUACAUGCCAGAGACCUCUUUGAUGCGGUUGAUGAUUUUCACCAAUCUAUUGGCUUUGAGAGUGCGAGGGAUUCUUAUAAGGAUAUCAGGGAAACCAUGAUGACUGCCAAUUGUUUGCCAUCCAGUCAUGAUAUGUGUGAUGGUGUUCAUUAUAAAAUCAAAUGGUGCGGAGAGAAGGUUACCGACACAAUGAUCGGUUUAUCCAGAGCGGCCAGACUACUUGGUCACGUGCAGUACUUCAAACACUAUCGGCAUCUUGCCCCGUUGUACAGGGAUGGUCCUAAUCCAGCAUUCCACGAUGCGAUAUCAGACAUUGUAGCAAUCCAACUGACAACUCCGGACCACUUGGUGAAACUGAACUUGAUCAAAGAGACGGGGCCUGAAGUGACAAUGAAUCACCUCUUGUGGAUAGCUUUGGAGAAGUUCCCUCUCAUGGCUUACGCUUAUGUCCUGGAUAAAUGGAGAUGGGACGUGUUCUCAAAUAGCUCUAUGGAAAAUUGGAACCAGCAUUGGUGGGAUCUUCGAAUGAAAGAAACAGGAGUCUCGCCACCAGUACCAAGGAACGAAAGUGAUUUAGACCCUGCUGCUAAAUACCACGUUGUGUCUCAUGUCCAGUAUAUUACUUAUUUAAUAUCGCACGUGUUGGAAUUCCAAAUCCUGUCGUCUCUAUGCAAACGAGCCAACCAUACGGGACCUUUACACGAAUGUUCCAUAUACGGUGUGAAGGAAGCGGGAAAACUACUCAGCGACGGAAUGUCUCUUGGUGCAAGUGAAGACUGGAGGACAGUUCUCAAAACAAUGACGGAAGAAACUGAAUUAUCUACGGAAGGAAUCCUAGAGUAUUUCUCACCACUAAAAGAUUUUCUGAAAGCAGAAAAUGCAAAGUAUUAUAGAGAAAAAGAGGAUAUGGAUCAAAGUGCUCCUAUUAUUGUAGGAAUAGUUGUAGUUACUUUAAUUGUUAUCAUUAUAGUUCUUUAUGUUAUUAAAAAACAAGAUUGUGGUGGUCAUAUAUUGUCAUUAUGCGGCUUGAGUAAAAAUGGAUCUUUAGAUAUAGUCACCAAUGAUAUAACGCCAAGUAAGACCACUGAGGUGAGUGGGGUUAAUGAAGAAAAAGUAUGAUGUAGCAACCAUGAUUAUGUACAGCAGCUUGCUUGAACUUGACCCCUUUGGUUUGUAUAAAUACAAGAGUUUGUUUGAGAGUCAUGUUUCCUGCAGGCGACUGUACAAUGCAGAUAUGCCUUGUAUUGAUUAGUCGACAACCUUAAAAUUGAAUUUGGUAAAACAAUUAUUAUUUUAAUGUUCUAAGAAGUGAUUAAAUAUUCGAAUGCAACUUUUAUUUGUGGAAUAACUUGAUUUAUGUGAUUAUGAUAUAACUAAGUCAAAAAUAUCUGGUAGAAAUUGAUUUAUGAAAACUAUUUGUAGUAUCGAUAUGUAAAUAUUUUUAAUGAGAAUGCAGGAAGUUAGUGAUUUUGUGAAUGAAUCUAAUGAAUUAAAUCAUAUAGUUAGUAUUUAUAAGCUAUUUGA
Messenger RNA from Amyelois transitella, 2860 nucleotides. RefSeq names its product angiotensin-converting enzyme. Gene Ontology annotation, biological process: proteolysis. The record is from RefSeq and is a predicted model, not a curated record. Gene Ontology annotation, molecular function: peptidyl-dipeptidase activity; metallopeptidase activity. Gene Ontology annotation, cellular component: plasma membrane. The coding region runs from base 182 to 2455 and encodes 757 amino acids. Lineage: Eukaryota; Metazoa; Arthropoda; Insecta; Lepidoptera; Pyralidae. The transcript has 11 exons.